This is a messenger RNA of Alternaria atra, 1935 nucleotides long. RefSeq lists its product as uncharacterized. Lineage: Eukaryota; Fungi; Ascomycota; Dothideomycetes; Pleosporales; Pleosporaceae. Gene Ontology annotation, cellular component: nucleus. The record is from RefSeq and is a predicted model, not a curated record. The coding region runs from base 1 to 1935 and encodes 644 amino acids. The transcript has a single exon.
AUGGACGGCCCUCAGGACGACCUCAAAUGGUUUGGUGAAGGGUUCGAUGGCUUUCCCAAGAAAUUGCCAGAUGAUGUCGUGGAGUACAUGGUCUUCAUCAUCGAAUCUAGACUUUCGGACAUCCAGACGAGGGAAAGAUUACAAGCUUUUCAGCGCGCUCUGAACGUCCUGGAAAAAAAGUUUCUCAAGGAGUACAUAUGGCAGCGUGACUCUCUUAAGCUUGAUCUAGUCCGCGAAGAAAAUCAGUGGUUAUUGAGAGGACGAUCUAAUUACGGCGAUAGCGUGGCAGACGAAUGGCUUAUCGUCUACUUCCUGCGUGAGUUGAGCAAAGAGUUCAAGGAUGCAUGGAUACGCAUCUAUGACAGUGAUGGAGAGUUUCUCCUAAUUGAGGCUGCGAAUGCGCUACCGAAAUGGCUGAACCCUGAAGUUGCCGAGAACAGAGUCUGGAUUAACAGUCAUCGCCUGCUGAUAAUACCAUUGGGAAAGGAAGAAGACCCUGCCCCUUUGACGCAAGCGCAGGCUUUGCAGGUUAUCGACGCGACACCAGCACGACCUCAGCAGUACGUCAAAGUUGAGAAGGAAGCUUUUCAUCGCCUGGCUGGAUAUCCCGCCGCGAUAUCUGAAAAUCAACAUCAUGCGACACUUCCACUGCCUAGGAAGGUUGCGCAUAUCCUGCAUGUCAAUCCAUCCUAUAUUGCACCAGCGGUCGAAGCCUUUUAUCUUAGAGACCCCAUCUCCAUCCGGCUCCUACAACCCGAAAAGUCUAAAACCUCUCUCACAUUCCCGCCGGAAGAUUUUGUCGACGUCAGCGUUCGCUUCACCAAAGUCCUUUACGCUCAGCUUCUAGGUCAGCACUGGGAACCCCCAGCACCAUGGGACGCAGCAUUAGAGCAGCUCGCCAAGUCUGGUAGACCGACCGAGAAAGCAGAGAUCGGUAUCAAGAUCACAGCAGGCAUGCAGAUGCUCCUAUCACACUCCUUAUACACCUCUCGCAAACCGACGCGUGAGAUUGCUCUCCUUCUACAAGACUUGGAAAACGGCGACGAUACACUUCCCACCGAUACCGAAAUCGCCAAAUGGCCCAAGCGUGAGGACGAUGAGGGAUGGCUGAAUAUCGACUUUUCUGAGUUUGAGAAGGAGCUAGAAGGCAAGGGAAGCGGUGAAAAAGGAGCAUUUGGUGACAAGAAUGCAGAGGAGAAUCUGAAGAAGAUGGUUGCACGGUUUAAUGACUUCCUGGCUGACAACGAAGCGGGUGCGGAGGGUGCUGAUGGUGUUAUGGACCCCAUGGAUAUGGACAACGACUCCGACGCAGGCGACAGAGGAUGGGAGGACCCUGAAGAUAGCGACUCCCCAGCUGAGAACGAUACCACGAGCAAAGGCAAAGGCAAAGCGAAAGCCAUGACUAGCGAGGAUGAGGGUGAUACAGACGAGGAAGAGGAUGCAGAAGCCGAUGCGGAGUACGCGGAGUACGAGCAAGCCUUCGAAAAGUUCAUGAUGUUGCCCGCAGCGGAGAAAGCCAUCCUCACCGAUGAAGCUCGUGCAUUAGCUCUCGAACAAGAUGCUGAGAAGGAAGAAGACGAAGAAAUCCGAAAACUCACCGAAAUGAUGGAAGCUGAGCUCUUCAGUCACGGCGCAUUGAACGUCAACUCCAAGUCCGGCCAUAAGCCAGGAACGGGGCUUCUAUCUGAUAGUAAAGGGAAGGGCAAAGGAAAGUUGCAGGAGGUUGCCGAAGAGGAUGAGGAGAAUGAAGACGAUGAACUCCUUGACGAAGACUACAACCUUGCUGAUAAUAUGCUAAAGGCUUUCAAAGGCCAAGCUGGCAUGGCGGGCCCGGCAGGCAACAUGAUGAGGGCGAUGGGCGUGCAGUUUCCACAGGACGCUGACGACGAGGUCAGGGGUGGCAGUAGUAAGAGUAAAGGGAUAAGCGGAGCCUGA